Molecule: messenger RNA, 4002 nt
Organism: Biomphalaria glabrata
Lineage: Eukaryota; Metazoa; Mollusca; Gastropoda; Planorbidae
Exons: 4
Coding region: 1-4002 (1333 amino acids)
Biological process (GO): DNA integration
Molecular function (GO): nucleic acid binding; zinc ion binding
Source: RefSeq, a predicted model, not a curated record
AUGGAGACUAGGUUUUCUAUAAAUUCACAAUUUAUAGCGGAUGGGCAGGCGUUGGGUUUUACAGGAGCUGACUUGCAGAACUAUGUGAAAGAACAGAAGGAGGAAUAUGUCAAGGCAGAACAAGCAAGAUUGGAUAGGGAGGAACGGCUCAAGAAGGAACAAAGGGCGGAGGAGGAACGCAUAAAGAAGGAGGAGCAUGAACGAUGGAAAGAAAGGGAAGUAGUGGAAGCUAAAAAGAGGCAGGAAGAAUUGGAAUUGGCUAGACUUCAGGAGAAAAUUGUGGAGAAGGAGUUGCAGAAAGAAAGUAAAUCUGAAAACAAAGAAGGAGAACCUAAGAUCCAGGAUAAACAUAGACAUAUAAUUGAUAAGUUGGACAAGAGUUUUCAGAAUAUGAAGGAAGAUGAGGAUUUGAUUGGCUUUUUGACUCUAUUUGAGGCGGUAGCAACAAGAUGUUGUAUUGAUAAGAAAAGUUGGGCUAUGUUGUUAUCGUACAAAUUGACGUCGAAACUCAAGAAUUUUAUGCUGCAAGAUGAUCUGUUUAAGAAGGAAAAUUAUGAUGAAGUAAAGGUUAUGCUAAUGAGACAGGCUGAUAUAAAUGGAGAAACGUGUAGGAAGAAAUUUCACCAAAUUAGACCUAAAGAAAAUGAUUUCAGGGGAUAUGUAGCCGAUUUGAAAAGGGCACUAGACAAUUGGAUGAAGAUGGCGGAGGUAAAGGAGACCAUAGAAGGCAUGAAAAAUAUGAUUGUGACAGACAGAUUAUUAGAGAGUGUUUCAGGGGAAGUGUAUCGUCAACUUAUCUUAAAUAAAAGUGAUAAUGUAGAAGACAUGCUACAAGUAAUUGAAAGUUUUAAGACUGCAAGUUCAACAAAAUCAUUAUGUAAUGAGGAAAAUGUGUAUGUAAUGGGAGCUGCUGAAGCCACAAGUCAGAAUUAUGCUAGUGACAGGAAAGUCAUAACUUGUUUUAGGUGCGGAAAAGUAGGUCACAGGUCAACGGAAUGUUAUGUGGGUGGAGCCGGAGUGAAACCAAAGCAGGUGACAUAUAAUAAGGAUGGACCAAGACAUGUGUCAGGCACAAGGAAUGUGUCAUAUGGAACUUACAGGAGGCAGUUUGAUACUAGAGAAAGGAGAAUGGAUGGAGGGAAUUGGAGAGGAGCUUACAAUGAUGUGAACCAUGGUGGAGGAAAUAACAGAAGGAAUUAUUCAGGUGUUGAUUAUACUAAGGAGAAAAACACAGACAAGUCAAAGAAAGUGCAAAACACAGGAUCUAGUGUUAUUGGGGUAAGAAGUUCUUUAAUUGAAUGCAAAGACAAAAUUCCAGGUAGCUACAAAUUAAAAUUGAUUGAUGGUACUAUUAAGGAAUAUCCACUGGCAUGUGUUGACAUCAAUUCAGACUAUAUCACAGGGAAAUAUAUUGUAGCUUGUUUUGAAAAUCCAGUAGCUGAUCUAAUAAUAGGGAAUGUACAAGAUGAACAACAUAAUGAACAUAUUGGUGCUGCUGUUACAAGAGCAAUGAAACAAAAAGAGAAUGAGGCUGAUAUUAUGAAACAUUCAGAAGUUAUUCAAGAUUGUUAUAAGUUAUUUGGAUCAUGUGAAGAUUUCUUGAGAGAACAAGUGAGUGAUCCUACAUUACAAGAAUUAUGGAAUCGACAGAAGGAGAAGAGUGUGGAUAAUAAGACAAAUGGAAGUGUUCGAUUCAAGGUAUUCGAUAGAUUAUUGUAUCGUGUAUUCAAAGGUCAAUUAGGUCAGGAAGAGAAACAACUCGUGGUUCCAGUGUCAAAAAGGGAAGUAAUUUUGAAAACAGCACAUGAAAGUAUAUUUGCAGGUCAUUUGUCAGUUAGGAAAACAAAGUCAAGAAUAUACCAAUAUUUCUUUUGGCAAGGAGUUGAUAAAGAUGUUAAAGACUUUAUUAGGAGUUGUGAUAUUUGUCAACGGUGUAGAAUCCCACGAAGAUGUGACAGAGUUGAACUUGGAAAUAUGAAUAUAGUAACAACACCAUUUUACAAAGUGGCAAUAGAUAUUGUUGGUCCGUUGGAGGUUACCGAGAACAAGAACAGAUUUAUUUUAACACUUGUUGACAUUGCUACGAGAUGGCCAGAGGCAAUACCUUUAAGAAAUAUUACUACAGAAACUGUGAUUGAGGCAUUAAACACAAUCUUCAGUAGAAUUGGUAUACCGCACGAGGUACUAAGUGAUAACGGAAGUCAGUUCACUGCGGAUUUAUACAAGGAAGUGUGUAACUUCUACAAUAUUAAAAUAGUGCACUCAACUAUUUUUCACCCUUCGUCGAAUGGGAUGAAUGAACGUUUCAAUUCUUCAUUGAAAAGUUUUCUAAGGAAAGUUACACAAGAGAGUCCAAAGGAUUGGGAUAGAAAGGUUAGCGCUGCACUUUUUGCUUAUAGAGAGGUCCCAAAUGAAACUACAGGAAUAUCGCCAUUUCAAAUGGUAUAUGGAAGACAGAUGAGAGGACCAUUGGCUAUUCUGAAACAAGUAUUUGUAAACAAAGAGGAGGAAGAUGAAUACAGGAAUGUUUACUCAUACUUAAUGGAUUUGAAGGAGAGGUUAUUUCAUGUGACAUCAAUUGCCAACAGAAAUAGUGAGGUUAAAAAGCAAAAGUACAAAAUUCAGUAUGAUAGAUACUCUACAUUGCGCAAGAUUGAUGAAGGUGAUUGUGUAUUGAUACUUAAACCUCAAAGAGAAAACAAAUUAUCUGUAUAUUGGCAAGGACCAUUUAAAGUUAUAAGGAAGGUAUCAAGAUUCAAUUUUCUAGUAAAGAAGGGAGAUAAGUUGAAACUAUACCAUAUCAAUAGAUUGAUGAAAUAUCAUAGCAGAAGUAAAGAUGAUACAAGUGAAACUGUUAUUAAUAUUGAACAUGAGAACAGUAUUUUGUCUGCUAAUAUGGUGUCUGUUGUGGAUGAUGAGGAGGAAUUUGAUGAAGACUUGACAAAUGAAGAUAUUUUACCAAGCAUUCCGACAUUAGAAAUCAACAAUAAGAAGCAGACGAAUGAAGACAUUUUAUCUUCAUUGAAGGUAAACCCAGAUUUAAACUGUAAUCAGAGAUGUGAAAUAAUGAAGGUGCUGGAUGAAUUCAAAGAUAUUAUAUCAGACAUACCGGGUAAAGCAGAUGUGGAAGAAUUUAGGAUUAAGUUGCUGGACACUAAGCCUAUAGCAUUAAAGCCAUAUACGGUACCAAUAAAUAUGAAGGAGAAAUUAAAAGAGGAAAUUGAUAGUAUGUUGAAGUUGGGUAUCAUAGGACCCACAGAUUCAUCAUAUGCCGCUCCUGUUGUGGUUAUUAAGAAACGUGAUGGUACACUACGUCCAUGCAUUGACUACCGUAAGUUAAACAGUGUUACACAAAUACCAGCUGAAUUAAUACCAGAUCAAGAAGAGCUAUUCAAUAAACUCUACAGGGCUAAGUAUUUUACUUUAGUUGAUUUAACUAAAGGGUAUUGGCAAAUACCUAUAAGUGAAGAAUGUAAAGAGUAUACAGCUUUUAGAGUUCUGGGGGAACACUACAUGUUUCAUUACUUACCAUUUGGUUUAAGUGGUGCCCCUAACCAUUUUAAUAGAGUUUUAAAGAGUAUUUUAAGAGAUAUUGAGAAUGUAUUGUUUUAUUUUGAUGACAUCUGUAUAUUUAGCGAAAGUUGGGAGACUCAUGUUAGAGAUGUACAGAAUGUUUUCGGUGUAUUGAAAAGUCAUGGAUUUACUCUAAAACCAUCUAAAUUAGAGGUUGGCUUUACUAACAUUAAAUUUCUGGGACAUAAUGUAGGUCGGGGAGAAGUGAAACCAGAUAGUAGAAAUGUUCAGAAGAUCCUGGAGUUUAAACCACCCAGUACUAAGAAGGAAACAGAUGCAUCAGAUAAAGGCAUUUCAGGUAUAUUAAGUCAGAUGAGAGAUGGUGUGUUACAUCCAGUGAAGUUUGUCAGUCGCAAGUUGUUGCCACGUGAACAGAAAUACUCUAUCCUUGAGCGAGAAGGACUGGCCAUUGAUGAUGAUAAAGUAUAA